AGUCAUAUUUCCCAGGCGCAGUCAUGCCGACACACCAAAAGGCGGGAAUCUGUUUGGUUCCCGAUUGUUUGUCCGCGUAUUAUCCAGGAUCUCGCACACGCUUCCACAAAUUCCCUGUGAAAUUGAAGGAAAGAGGCAAAUGGUUGAGAAGUCUAGGAAUGAAACCGUCAGAUUAUACAAAAAACGGCAUGAUAUGCUACUUGCAUUUUAAAAGUACGGACUACAAAGAGAACAAUAUCAGGAAGAAACUCAAAGACGAUGCAGUGCCUUCUAAAUUAGAUUGUUCAGAUUCGUCCAACUCAGAUAUUGAUCUUUACAGUGAUGCCAUCAAAACAGCUUUGGAAAAAGUCCAACCUGGAUCGUCACUAAGUGACACUUCCGAUGAUGAUCUCAAUUUAUCCAAAAUAAAGAAGAAAAUUAGGAAACCUAAGAAGAAACCUAAAAAAGUAGCCCACACUAUUAUUAAACAUACUAUUGUUAAAAAUGAGAAGGUUACAUUGCAGAAGAAAUUGCAGGAUUCUGAUGUCAAGACAGAUGAAGUAUUAACACAAGUGUGCAGAAUAUGUUUAGCAACAGGCUGCAAAAUGUAUUCAAUGAAAAAGUAUGAUCUCGAACAAAAAUACCUUUUGCUGACCGGAAUCACGUGUGACAUGUUCGACGAUACAAAAAUGCCUCAAGUGGUAUGUUACGAGUGCGUGAAACGCCUUCAAAACUAUGUAGACUUCAGUACUAGGAGUCUUACUGCAUGGACUGUACUGAUGGAGCUUAUUGAACAGAACACACUUACACUGGACACAAUACAGCAAUUAGAUCGCCAAAAAAGUAAUCUAGCAUCAAAAUUGGCGCUCACAGUUAUUGAGUAUGAAGAAAUCGACGACCAGAAGGAUUCAAUCAAUGAUUUUAAUGACACUAGUAAAAACGAUGAUGAUCCGAAAGACGUAGAUUUUAAAUUUAAACCGGAAUUCGAUAUUAAUGUAUCUAUUGAUUAUAACGGUGAGGAAAGUGACCAGUGGGAAGAAGAUAAUGAAGUGACAACGCUAACCGUGGCAAACAGCGAUGAAAAUUCAGAAGAAGAUGUGACAGAAGAAUACUGCACCUUUGGCAAGAAAACAAUAACUCGCGCGCAAUACAAGAAAGAAUUUAAUAAAAUCUUCAUAGAGAAGACCAUGAAUCCGCAAGAACAACGGGAGGAGUUCGAAAACAGAAAGAAUAAUUCUGUUUAUUUGAAUUCAAAGUUCAAAUGCGUGCAGUGUUAUAGAGGUUUUCAGUUGGAAGAUAAAUAUGAUGAUCACAUGAAGAGGCAUACUAAUGAAUGCGGCGAGUUCGUCUGUGACAUAUGUAAGACACACUACCUGAGUCGCAUCGCCAUAGUGAAGCAUAUUAGAGCGAGCCAUGACAAGAUCGCCAAAUGCCGGUUGUGCCCGUUCAUUUCUUCCUGGAAGUCCGCGCAGGCGACACACAAGAUUUCCCAUGAAGGCUUCCGCUUCCGCUGCAGUAGCUGCCCCAAGCACUACUCCAAACACUCGACAUACAUGUACCACGUGCAAAGCUGCCACCCGGAAGAUGCAAUCUGCCACCUUUGCGGCGAGUCGUUCACGGGAAUCCCUCCGCUACAGAAGCACUUGCAGUCCAAGCACUUGGAGGGGGAUUUACAGAUCCAGCCUUCGACAAAAUCAACGCAAUUCGGGCCCGUGAAGAAAAUCAAAACUACCACAAAAUACACCAUAGUGGGCUACGUCACUACGCUGCCCCAAGACAGCCCAGUCUGCGACCAAUGCAACGUGCAGUUCUUAAACAAGCGCGCGCUUGAGCGUCAUCUACGUGUGUCCCCGAGCCAUGGUAAUCCUCCGUCUGACACAUACAAACCCCUAAAGGGAUACACGCCCGGUCGGAAUCGGAAAUGGAGGUACAGGUAUAAAAAACUGGGGCCGGUCACUUGUGAAGAGUGCGGCGACGUGUUCCCGGGCUUCCGUAUGUUCCAACGACACUUCGCGGACCAACACCCGGGCGAGCCGCGCGGCUUCUACCCGGAACGACGCGAGUUUGUGUGCGACCAGUGCGGGAAGAUGUUCUGGAGUCUAUCAGUGCUAAACGACCACAACCAAACGCACUGCGGUCUCGAGCCCUACAAGUGCGACAAGUGCGGCAAGACAUUCUCCAUGAAGAGCACUCUACAUCGACAUUUGAGCACGCACAAGCCGGCGCCGGAAUGUAACCUGUGCGGGAAACAGUUCGCGGCGGUUUAUAACUUGAAGAGGCAUAUACUGAUCCACAUGAACGCCAAGCCGUACGCGUGCGAGCCAUGCAACAAGCGUUUCUGCACUCCUUCAGAGAAGAAAGCGCACAUCGCUCACUGUCACUUGGGAGUUCCGUAUCCGAAGAAACGGCCCAAACAUGAGAGGAUGCUCAGGCCUUACAGACACAGAUUAAUAAAAAUGGAUAUAGACGACUCAAAUUCCACAAUGACAGACCCCAUCGAAGAAGAAUUGAUUCAAAUGCACGAAGAAUAAAGAUUUUGUUGUUUUAGCGACCGCCCGCGACUUCGUACGCGUGGAUCCCGUUUUACCCCCUUAGGGGUGGUUUCGUAAAAUCCGUUCUCAGUGAGCACCUACGUUCUAAAAGGAACCCCCAUGCAAAAUUUGAGACUCCUAGCACUUGUAGUUUCUGAGAUUUCGUGAUGAGUGAGUGAGUCAGUGACUUUUCGCUUUUAUAGAUGUAUAGGAUCAUACAAUUCAACACUUGAUCAUUGAUGUUUAAAAUAGUGCAGUAUUGGUCUAUCAAUUUUUCAACUACAUGUAUUUUCAUUUUUAGAUACUAGUGUUAAGCAAAAGUUUUUGUUGC
Molecule: messenger RNA, 2841 nt
Organism: Ostrinia nubilalis (European corn borer)
Lineage: Eukaryota; Metazoa; Arthropoda; Insecta; Lepidoptera; Crambidae
Product: zinc finger protein 836-like
Exons: 17
Coding region: 24-2510 (828 amino acids)
Biological process (GO): regulation of transcription by RNA polymerase II
Cellular component (GO): nucleus
Molecular function (GO): RNA polymerase II cis-regulatory region sequence-specific DNA binding; DNA-binding transcription factor activity, RNA polymerase II-specific; zinc ion binding
Source: RefSeq, a predicted model, not a curated record